AUGGCGUGUCAAACGAACAGCGAAGCAGAGGACAGGCCGUUCGGCCCGCUGCCGCGCACCUCGUCGCCGUCGUCCAUCAUCGGCGCGGAUCAGCGCGGGCGGCCCGAGGCGCAGGGCCUGCCGCGGGUCGAGGACGGCAAGGUGCUGGACGCGGUGGUCGUGGGGGGCAGCUGCAACGGCAUCGCGAACGCGAUCCGGCUCGACGCGGCGGGGGCCGAGAUUGCCGUGUUCGACAUGGAGGCGCGCGCGGGCGGGAACUGGUCGACCAAGAGGUACGAGGGCGUCAUGCUGCACCACCCGGCCUUCAUGGUCCAGCUGCCGCUGUUCCCCGUGCCCGAGGGCGAGGGGUACCCGAACUACCUGACGGGGCAGGACCUGACGCGGUACUACUCGUCGGCGGUGGAGCGGCUGCGUCUGCCGUUCUUCGGCGGGGUCGAGGUCGUCGGCAACGCGUGGGACGAAGGGGCGGGGCUGUGGACGGUGACGGUCAAGGACGUCGCGACGGGGGCCGCGGCGCGGCUGCGGGCGAGGAACGUGGUGGUCUCGACGGGGCUCACGGUGACGGACCAGAACCCCCGGGUCACGGCGCUAGCGGGACGGGAGACGUUCGCGGGGCCGGUGCAGCACACGGCGGCGUAUCGCAACCCGGAGGCGUACCGGGGCCGGCGGGUGGUGGUGGUGGGGUCGGGGAACUCGGCGCACGACGUGGCGGCGACGCUGGCGCGGGACGGCGGGGUGGCGAGCGUGACGCUGCUGCAGCGCAGCCCGACGGUGCUGCUCGACUUCGACGCCGUGGGGCCGGCCUUUGCGCGGCGGUACGGCGGCCAGACGCCAGUCGACACGGCGGACUUCCUGGAGGGGGCGCUGCCGCUCGGGGUGGUGCGGGACGUGACGCGGGCGGGGUUCCGGGCGCUCAUCGCGGCGUCGGAGGAGCGGAACCGCGCGCUCGAGGGGGUCGGGUACAUGCUCGACCGGGAGCCGUGCCUGAUGACGCGGGUGUUCGAGGAGAAGGGGCGGGCGUUCUACGCCGACCAGCCCGGGACGUUCAAGCUCGUGCUCGACGGGCGGAUCAAGGUGGCGCGCGGGGAGGCGAGGGGGUUCGUGGAGCGGGGGCUCGUCGUCGUCGACCGGCAGACGGGGCGGGAGAGGGUCGUCGAGGCGGACGGGGUGGUGCUGGCGACGGGGUUCGAGGUCAUGGACAUGCCGCGGCGGUACAAGAACAAGGGCUUCGUGGACGCGGACACGGCCGACAGGCUGGUCAACGUCAACGAGAACGGGGUGGACGCCGAGGGCGAGCAGCCAGGGCUGACGACGUUUUCUGGACUUCUAUUCCGAAAGAGAAAAAAGAACGCACACUCGUGUAUCGUCAUCGGAUUUGCCCAGAAAAAAACCAUGGCCUCAACACUCCCGCCCAGGGUCGAGCGCACGACCAUCGCGGGGUCGAUCGAGAUACCCCGCAUGCUCCACGGCCUCUGGCAGCUCGCCGGCGGACACGAUCGGGACGUCGACGUCGCAGCCGCCGCGGAGGCGAUGGGCCCGCUAAUCGACGUCGGCCUCGACGGCUUCGACAUGGCGGACCACUACGGCCCCGCAGAGCUCGUCGUCGGGCGGCACAACCUCACGUCCUCGCGGCGGCCCAUCACGGCCUUCACCAAGUGGUGCCCGCCCGAGAGCGGCGACAGGUCCUUCGCAACGGCGGAGGCGGCCGUGGACCUCGCCCUGCGGAGGAUGGCGCAGGAACGGGUCGCCCUCAUGCAGUACCACAUCUGGGACUACAGUGACGACACGUACCUCUGCAACCUUGCGCACCUGGGCGCCCUCCAGCGGCAGGGCAAAAUCUCGCACGUGGGCGUGACCAACGUGGACGCGGCGCACCUGGAGCUGCUGCUGGACUCGGGCUACGCCAUCGCGACGAACCAGGUGUCGUGCUCCGUGGUCGACCGCCGGCUGGUCAGGGGCCGCAUGGCGGGGGUGUGCGCCCGGCGCGGCGUCGGCGUGUUGGCGUACGGGACGCUGCUGGGCGGCUUCCUCAGCGAGAAAUGGAUCGGCGCGCCGGAGCCGACGAGCGCCGAGGGGUUGAACUGGAGCCUGAGGAAAUAUCUGCGCUUCAUCCGCGCCGCCGGCGGGUGGGCGGCCUUCCAGGGCGUGCUGAAGGCGGUAGCGGCCGUCGCGGAGAAACACGGGGUGCCGGUCGCGGCGGUGGCGACAAGGUGGGUGCUGGACAUCCCCGUCGUCAAGGCCGUCAUCGUCGGGGCGAGGCUUUCGGGGGAGAGCGGCAAGUACACGGCGGGCAACCUGGCGGCGUUUGGGCUCUCGCUGGACGACGAGGACAGGACGGCGAUCGCCAAGGCGCAGGAGGCGCUGGCGGACAUACCGGGGGACUGCGGCGACGAGUACCGGAGGGCGCCGUUCCUGACGGCGGCGGGAGACCUGAGCGACCACGUCAAGGGAGGGGACGGUGAGCGACGACGGCGCGAGGUCGAGGAGGCGGUCACGGGCGGGGGGAGGGUGGAGUACCGCACGGGCAGCAAGUGGGAGCCGGUGGCCGGGUACUCACGCGCCGUACGGGUGGGGUCGGUCAUCCGAGUGUCGGGGACGACGGCGAACCCGCCGACAGAGCUGGGCUCGCAGCUCGCGGCGGUGGGCGGGGAAUCUGCGCGGUCGCAGACGGUGGCGGUGCUCGACACGAUCGAGCGGGCGGUCAGGCGGCUGGGCGGGAGCAUGUCGGACGUGGUCCGGACGAGGGUGAUGAUCCGGCGGGAGGAAGACGUGGAGGAGGUGUCAGAGGCGCAUGGCUGGGUGUUCCAGUGUCACGGGGUGCGACCAGCCAACACGCUGACGACGGCCGGGCUCAUUGGAGACGAGAUGCUGGUCGAGAUCGAGGCAGAGGCGGUGGUCGGGAGCAGCGAGUCGGUGUUGGUGGUUGAGUGA
Colletotrichum graminicola M1.001 is the source of this 2931-nucleotide messenger RNA. RefSeq names its product endoribonuclease L-PSP. The record is from RefSeq and is a predicted model, not a curated record. The transcript is spliced from 3 exons. Lineage: Eukaryota; Fungi; Ascomycota; Sordariomycetes; Glomerellales; Glomerellaceae. The coding region runs from base 1 to 2931 and encodes 976 amino acids. Gene Ontology annotation, molecular function: flavin adenine dinucleotide binding; NADP binding; N,N-dimethylaniline monooxygenase activity.